Messenger RNA from Cynocephalus volans (Philippine flying lemur), 675 nucleotides. It is a transcript of the gene CLDN19, whose product is annotated as claudin 19. Bases 1 to 675 code for a protein of 224 amino acids. Gene Ontology annotation, biological process: bicellular tight junction assembly; cell adhesion. The transcript is spliced from 5 exons. Gene Ontology annotation, cellular component: bicellular tight junction; plasma membrane. The record is from RefSeq and is a predicted model, not a curated record. NCBI's taxonomy places the organism in Eukaryota, Metazoa, Chordata, Mammalia, Dermoptera, Cynocephalidae. Gene Ontology annotation, molecular function: structural molecule activity.
AUGGCCAACUCAGGCCUCCAGCUCCUGGGCUACUUCCUGGCCCUAGGCGGCUGGGUGGGCAUCAUCGCCAGCACGGCCCUGCCACAGUGGAAGCAGUCCUCCUACGCAGGCGAUGCCAUCAUCACCGCUGUGGGCCUCUACGAAGGGCUCUGGAUGUCCUGCGCCUCCCAGAGCACUGGCCAGGUGCAGUGCAAGCUCUACGACUCGCUGCUCGCCCUGGACGGUCAUAUUCAGUCUGCUAGAGCCCUGAUGGUGGUAGCUGUGCUCCUGGGCUUCGUGGCCAUGGUCCUCAGUGUCAUCGGCAUGAAGUGCACUCGGGUUGGAGACAGCAACCCCAUUGCCAAAGGCCGCAUCGCCAUCUCAGGGGGUGCCCUCUUCCUCCUGGCAGGCCUCUGCACAUUGACUGCCGUCUCAUGGUAUGCCACCCUGGUGACCCAGGAGUUUUUCAACCCGAGCACACCUGUCAAUGCCAGGUAUGAAUUUGGCCCGGCCCUGUUCGUGGGCUGGGCCUCUGCUGGCCUGGCCAUUCUGGGGGGCUCCUUCCUCUGCUGCACGUGCCCGGAGCCGGAGAGACUCAACAGCAGCCCGCAGCCCUAUCGGCCCGGCCCCUCCUCUGCUGCCCGAGAACCAGUUGUUAAAUUGCCCGCCUCCGUCAAGGGCCCCCUGGGUGUGUGA